AUGAGCCUCGGCAUCGCAGCGAACCACGUCACGUGCAGCAUCAUCAGAAUGACAUUCAUCUCGCUUGCCAACGGCAUCACCAUGGCCGGGUGCUUCUUCCUGUACGCCAGCACGGCGGUGGCAUCGGUGGUGUUCGUCUAUGUGCGGCUGCCGGAGACCAAAGGCCAGAGCUUGGAGGACAUAGGCGUUCUCUUUGCCAAGUGA
Molecule: messenger RNA, 204 nt
Organism: Miscanthus lutarioriparius
Lineage: Eukaryota; Viridiplantae; Streptophyta; Magnoliopsida; Poales; Poaceae
Source: the annotation of a GenBank genome assembly